Molecule: messenger RNA, 1266 nt
Organism: Osmia lignaria (orchard mason bee)
Lineage: Eukaryota; Metazoa; Arthropoda; Insecta; Hymenoptera; Megachilidae
Source: RefSeq, a predicted model, not a curated record
AUGAAGGUGGCCGUGUACCAGCGGCACGAGGACUUAGGCAAACACCUGCGCCUCCACCACCAUGGCGCCAGCAGAAGGUGGGUCUGCGGGGUCUGCUUCUUCACCGACGACAGCGCUUAUGCGCUGAAGAAGGUGAGGAAGCACCACGCAGACUCCCAUGCAAAUAAUGCGGUGCCUCGUGCCGCUGGGGCACGGACAUCUGCCCCCGCGGGAAGGGUUAGUGGCGGUGCACCCUCGGUUGGGGGGGAUUCAGCCGAGGAGCGACCCUCUAUUGACGUGGCUUUGCCCGAGACGACGCAGAGGCCUUCUCCGUCACCACUGGAAGCGGCGGCACCCACCACGCGUGGAGGCGCGCUAGCGCGCGCCAAGAAAACUACUACCUCAACCAACUCCCGGACCACGGUGGCUGCCAAACCAAGCAACGCGCCGAAGAGAAAACCGGUCAUCACUUCUACGGUGACGGGGAGGAAUUUAUUGACGGGCUGGGCCAUUAAAAAGACGGCAGCGACAUCGACCACGAGGAAGAGCGGGACGCCGUCCAGCCCCGCUGAUGGACGACCUCCAUCCACGGGGAGUCCCGCCACCCCGCCGACCGUGGAUCUCACCACACCUCCAGCGGGAACCGGCGCCGCCAAAAGGACCAGCGGCGGGUCAGUGUCAAUGAGGAGGCCGAGCGGGGGUGCAUCCACCACCCUGACCCCCCCCAUAAAGGAAAAGGAGAAGAGCCCGGGGACGAAGAGAAGGAGCACCCGGGCUACGACGGAGCCUCCUCAACCUGGCCCGCCCCAACGGACAGCAGCCAGGAAGGUGACCCCCGCCGUCACCUACGCUGAAGUGACCAGGGGCACGUCGACCGUCACCACAACCAUGACGACGAGGAGGAUGGCACGGGCGACCUCCCUCCCGCCUGUGCCGAGGAAUGACAAGGAUGGGGGCGCAUCUACCACCCAAGCGCCCCCCACCAUGCCAGUGACGGCGACGUGCACCUUCGCGACGGCGGGGACACUGACCUUAACGACGACCUCGGUCUAUAGCAAGCCGGUGGCCGUCGUCACCGUCGCUACAAGAAGGAGCGGAGGGGGAAUCUCGCCGAGGGGGCUGAAGAAAAAGAUUCAGGAGGAUACGGUGCUCCUGGAGUCCGCGCCGACGACCAGGGCGCGGGCUACUAGGGCAACCACCGAGCCCCCUCGGACCCCCCCCAGGGCGAAACAGACGAAGAAAAGGAGGAGCCCACCAGCGGAUAUGAGCCCUGCGACGGUUAAGUAA